Messenger RNA from Malus domestica (apple), 1264 nucleotides. The record is from RefSeq and is a predicted model, not a curated record. NCBI's taxonomy places the organism in Eukaryota, Viridiplantae, Streptophyta, Magnoliopsida, Rosales, Rosaceae.
AUGGUUUCUGCACCUUGUGUUCUGAUUGCUGCAUCGUGGGCAGCAAGGACAUCACUUGCAUUUCAUUUGUUUAUUGCAUGCGGAUGUAAUAAUAUUGGUGGGGAAGGAGAUGAGGAGGAGAAUAAGGUUCUGUACAGGAGCAAGCAGGGGUCAAAGAGGUCGAAGGAAAUGGAGGUGAAUUUGAUGGCGGAUGUUUCGGAUUGCUUGGACAAGUAUAUAGUGUUUGGUAUUGAAGAGUUGAGAGAGGCCACAGAUGGGUUCAGCGAUAGUAGCUUGAUUGAAGGGUCUGUGUAUAAAGUUCCAUUAAUGGAGAUUUCUAUGCCAUUAAGAAGAAGUGGAACGCCUAUGAGGAGCUCAAGAUCUUACAAAAGGUACAUCAUGGUGCUACCAACCGUUAAGAAUGGGAGCAUGAACUACCGAUCUAAUCUUCUACACUUUGCUGAUUUGUAUGGUACAAUUGAAGAACAUGUAAAAGCCGGACACGAUAUUCAUAUGAAGACAACACCAUUUUGGAGACUAUACCGAGCAUACAGAGAUAAGCUUGUGACAACAGAGCACUUUAGUGCUUUGGACAAUGAUAUCAAGAUGAUAAUUGAACAAUAUGACAAAGACCAAGGGUGCUUUGUAUUUGGUGACAUCAAAGGAGUGGUGACAGCUAAUGACAUUGCUGAUAUAUUCGGCAUUCCUAAUGAGGGGAGAAAUUUGGAAUACACAUGUACGCCAGGAGAGAAAACAAAAAAAAAACAACAUUCAUGUCUAAAUAUUUCUCAGAUAUGGUCGAUCGUGUUACAAAGACUAGGAUUGAGGCAUCCAUAAGAAAUAUAGUUGCAGGAAGAUCAAUUGAAGAGCGUACAGACUUUGCACGUUUAGUGUGCAUUUAUUUAUGUAACACACUCUUAUUGUGCAAUAGUUCUACUCAAAUUUCGUGGAAACUUGUGGGUAUAUGUGAAAACUUGGAUCAAAUUCAAACAUAUAAUUGGGCAGUAGUGAUUGCUGAGUGUUUGAACAAAUCACUUGUACAUGCUAGUAAGCCACAUUUGGUAACAGGAUGUGUUCCGUCUUUGUUGGUACGUUUUUCAUAAUGUGGUUUUUUUUUCUUUUGUUGAAAAAUGCUAUAGUUGUUGAUUCUGAUGCAUUAUACUACUAUUUGUGUUUAUAGUUUUGGUUUGGCGGAAAAAACAAGAUUACUUACCCCCAUCAUUGGUAGAUAGAACAAACUACCUAACUUUGUAAGGUGGAGUUUAUUCCAACUGCACAAAACAUU